Messenger RNA from Miniopterus natalensis, 1005 nucleotides. It is a transcript of the gene OR5AK2, whose product is annotated as olfactory receptor family 5 subfamily AK member 2. The record is from RefSeq and is a predicted model, not a curated record. Gene Ontology annotation, biological process: G protein-coupled receptor signaling pathway. NCBI's taxonomy places the organism in Eukaryota, Metazoa, Chordata, Mammalia, Chiroptera, Miniopteridae. Gene Ontology annotation, molecular function: olfactory receptor activity; G protein-coupled receptor activity. Gene Ontology annotation, cellular component: membrane.
AUGAGGGCCAUGACCCUGAUGCUGUUACUCACUGUUUUCUCACCAGCCCCAGUCCAUUGCUUGUUUUCGGUAACCAUGACACAAGGAAAUAGCUCUGAAGUGACUGAAUUCUUUCUUCUAGGACUCAGUGCCCAAUACAAGUUUCCAUACGCCCUCUUCGUUGUAUUUCUAGUCAUCUAUGUGACCUCUAUGGUGGGUAAUAUCGGGAUGAUUCUGCUCAUCAAGACAGAUUCCAGACUUCAAACAUCCAUGUACUUCUUCUUACAACACUUGGCUUUUGUUGAUAUCUGCUAUACCUCCUCUAUCACUCCCAAGAUGCUGCAAAACUUCAUAGUUGGAGACAGAUCGAUAUCCUUCAGGGGCUGUGUUAUGCAAUUAUUGGUUUAUGCGAUAUUUGCGACCAGUGACUGUUACCUCCUGGCUGCUAUGGCGGUGGACCGUUACGUGGCCAUCUGCAAACCACUUCACUAUUCCGUUGUCAUGUCCCAAAGAGUCUGCGUCCACUUGGUAGCUGGUUCAUACAUCAUGGGCUCCCUAAAUGCUUCUGUGCACACAGGUUUUACAUUUUCCCUGUCCUUCUGCAAAUCUAAUACCAUCAAUCACUUUUUCUGUGAUGUUCCACCAAUUCUCGCCCUUUCUUGCUCCAACACUGACAUCAAUGUUAUGCUACUUGCUGUCUUUGUGGGAUUUAACUUGAUGGCCACUGUGCUGGUCGUCAUCUUUUCCUACAUCUCGAUCGUGGUUGCCAUCCUGAAGAUGUCUUCAACCACGGGGAGGAAAAAAGCCUUCUCCACCUGUGCCUCCCACCUGACAAUAGUCACCAUUUUCUAUACAACCUUAUCGUACAUGUACCUACAGCCUCAUUCUAGCAAUUUCCAGGAGAAUAUGAAACUAGCUUCCAUAUGUUAUGGAAUCAUGAUCCCCAUGUUGAACCCCCUGAUCUACAGUUUCAGAAAUAAGGAAGUGAAGGAAGCUCUAAAAGUGGUAGGGGAAAGGUUCUUCUAG